AUGGCGGGCGGCGUCAGCAUCACCAAGGAGUACAUCGCCUCCGUCUUCUCGCACCUCGCCAUCGUCGACGACGCCGCGGCGCGGGGCCGCUUUUUCGACUACAUCGUGCCGGACGUGACGUGGGCGAUUGCCGGCACGUCGCACUCGCUCGCGGGCACGCGGCACACGCUGCAGGCGCAUUCCGACGCCACGUUUGACCGCCUGGGCCGCAAGCUGGCGAGCCCCAUCAAGUUUACCGUCGGGCGCAUUAUUCUCGACGCCGAGCCGGAGCAGGACGGUAGCCGGUGGGCCAUGGUCGAGCUGCUGGGCGUCGCGCCGCGCAAGAACGGCGAGGAGUAUCGCAAUGACUAUAUCUGGAUGACGAGGUGGAACGAAGAGGGCAAGAUGGUGGAGCUCAAGAGCUACUUCGAUACGUACCUGUCGGAGCUGGUACUGAACGAGUAG
Messenger RNA from Purpureocillium lilacinum, 444 nucleotides. RefSeq lists its product as uncharacterized. NCBI's taxonomy places the organism in Eukaryota, Fungi, Ascomycota, Sordariomycetes, Hypocreales, Ophiocordycipitaceae. The record is from RefSeq and is a predicted model, not a curated record.